This is a messenger RNA of Capronia epimyces CBS 606.96, 960 nucleotides long. Its product is annotated as alcohol dehydrogenase. NCBI's taxonomy places the organism in Eukaryota, Fungi, Ascomycota, Eurotiomycetes, Chaetothyriales, Herpotrichiellaceae. The record is from RefSeq and is a predicted model, not a curated record. Gene Ontology annotation, molecular function: oxidoreductase activity. Bases 1 to 960 code for a protein of 319 amino acids. The transcript has a single exon.
AUGGCGUCUCACAAUCCCAUCGCCGUGGUGUUUGGCUCCGCGCCCACCGGCAACAGAGAACCAUGGAUCUCCGAGGACUACUUGAACCAGACCUUCGCGACGCUCGAGGCUCACAAGGUCAAGAAACUCGACACGGCCCAGCUAUACGGCAACUCGGAGCAGCGGCUUGGCGAGCUCAAGGCCGGCGACCGCUUCGUCAUCGACACCAAGUGGACAGGCGGCUGGGUGCCCGGUUCUGCGAAUAAGGAAAGCAUUGUGUCGUCGGCGAAGGAAAGCCUGCGGAAACUGGGCGUUGAGCAAGUCGACAUUUUCUACAUCCACUCCCCGGAUGCGCAGACCCCGCUGGAAGAGACACUGGAGGCGGUCAACGAGGUGUACAAGACUGGCGCAUUCAAGCGAUUCGGCCUGUCCAACUUUCCCGCCGACGAGGUGCAAAAGGCCUACGACAUCGCCAAAGCCCAUGGCUGGGUCCUGCCCACCGUCUACCAGGGCAACUAUAACCCCGUGGCACGCAAGCAGGAGACCGUGCUGUUUCCCACACUGCGCAAGCUCGGAAUCGCCUUCUACGCCUACAGCCCGCUCGCCGGCGGGUUCUUGACCAAGACCGUCCAGCAGGUCCGCGAAGGCGCGGGCCGCUUCACCGAUAACCCCAUCGGCAAAAUAUACGUCGAUUUGUAUGCGCGACCGUCCCUGCUCGAUGCGUUGGAGAAGUGGGCUCAGAUCGCCGAGGAUGAGGGUGUUUCCCGUGCAGAGCUUGCUUAUCGCUGGGUCGCGUCCAACUCGCCCCUCAAGCCUGAGUAUGGCGAUGCGAUUAUUGUCGGCGCCAGCUCGGUCCAACAGCUCGAUCAGACUCUGGGAGGGAUUGAGAAGGGAGGCUUGAGUGACAAGGCGUCGCGGGCUAUUGAUGAGAUCUGGGAGCAGGUCAAGCAUGAGGCUCCGCUGGACAAUUUCUCUAAAUGA